Molecule: messenger RNA, 1947 nt
Organism: Symbiodinium sp. CCMP2456
Lineage: Eukaryota; Dinophyceae; Suessiales; Symbiodiniaceae
Source: the annotation of a GenBank genome assembly
CCAGCCAUGGCUCGGCAAUUCCGCCUCGGCGACCGGGUGACAGUCGCUCAAACACAGCUAUGCGGCACUGUGAAGUUCAUCGGCACCACAGAGUUUGCCGCUGGCGAGUGGAUGGGCAUUGAGCUGGACGAAAAGCAGGGCAAGAACAAUGGUAGUGUCAAGGGCAAGACCUACUUCGACUGCAAGCCAGAACAUGGCCUUUUUGUCAGGCCGACGGCAGUCACCAAGAUCUCGCAACCGGUGCCGGAGAUCAGUUUGCAGACACCUCAGGCAACAGAACCUCCAUCCCAGAAAGAUCCACUGCCGCCGGCAGCAUCCGUCCCAAAGGAGCCUGUCCAGCCGGCCUUGUUAGCAAUUCCGCAGUCUGGUGCCACUCCGCCUCCCAGACGCAUCAGCAAAAUGGAGGAAGGAGACAAGACGCGGGAGGUGGAGAAGGCCAGCGUCCAGCUUGAGCUGGCCCAGGCCAUGGAAGACCAUGACGUGGACGCUAUUCGAUCGCUCAUUCCAAGAGCCGCGAACCUUUGCCUUGCUCCGGAGGAGAUUUCCGCAGCCAGGCGAAUCCUCAGUUGGGAGGUGAAGCAGAACAUGCGGGAAGAGGUCGACGCUGUAUGUAACUCCGUCUUGCAGCUGAAGGAGUCGAUCGGCAACUUCAUGGAAGAGGUACAGGCGACGAAGAGGCCGAAGACCGACAGCGGUGCGGUAAUCAGCCGACUUGGUGUUGAAUUGGAGAAGAGAGUGUGGCAAAAGCUAGAAAGCAAGAUUGAUGGCAUCGUUGAGAAGGCCCUUGCGAAGCUUCCUGAGCCGCCGCGGCCAUUAGAGCUUUCUUUGGACGCCUUCCGCUUCGAGCACUUUGACCUCAACGGUGAUGGGGUCAUCACCCGAGAUGAAUUCGAAGAGGCUCGGCAGAAGAUUUUGGCGCAAGGUGGCAAGACUCCGGUACCAGCAACUGCAAGAAUUUCCGACAAGAUCCCAGAAAAAGACCGCGGGCUAACCUCCCCUCGUGAGAAAGUGCCCUGGGAGUUCAUGCGGAACCUGUACACUCUCGCCGCCCAGCGCUUGGAAGUGAUGGAAGAAGCCCCGAUCCGAGACCCAAACUCCGAGAUCUUCGAGGCCACCCGUUUCGUGGUGCAUCAUGUGCUUCGGAAAGGUAUCCAACGAGCGCAGCUCAUCGGAGCCGUGCCCACCGUGCCGGAUGCCUUGGCCGAGGCGCAGCAAGACAUCGCCGCCAUCCGAGCCUCGAAGAGGCGCAUCGAGGAUGCGACGAGAAAGGCCGAGGAGCGCAUGAAUGCCGCCUCCACAAAGGUUCAGGCAGUCGCCCGAGGGAGGCAGGCCAGACAGAAGAAAGACUUGCUCGAGAAGAGCGCCGUGACACUCCAGCGUUCCCUCCGCCGGCUCAGACAGCAAUGGCACCAGGGAAAGAAAAUGGACUUUGCAGCCGCUGUCCGAGCCGUGAAAGGCCAGCGACGAGAGUGGGCUAUGGAGUUCCAGCGGGUGGCCGGUGAGGACGGCCUAGACCAGCAGUCCUUCGUGGAGGCUUUAACGCGGGCCUGCGGCGAGAACGUGUCCAGCCUCCAGGCAGAGAAGCUCUGGCUCGGAUACUUGCAGCAGAGCGAGCACAGUGGAUCCAUGGUGCUGGCAACCUUCUGGGCGAUCUGUGAGGCCGUGGUCCAGGGAGAUGUCCAGGCUGCGGAGUUCGCUGACAUGACCCUGGAGGAGUAUGUGUCCUGCGGAACUGCUGAGUCCCCGGCCGAUAAAGAGCUCCAAGCGGCGCAGAGGAUUCAGGCUGCGCAUCUCGGGCGCAAGACCCGACUUCAAGACCGGCCCGUGAUGGUCCCUGCAGAAGCCCUGGAGCAGGCUGCAGCACGACUUCAAGCUGCUCAUUUGGGCCGACUCCUUCGUCAGAGUGCAGCAGACGCUCCUCCGUCCGAGAAUCCCGGGUUAGCGUAA